GCGCUGCGGCAGGACCCCGGGCUGCCCCAGUUCGUCUGCAAGAAAUGCCAUGCCCAGUUCUACAAAUGCCGCAGCGUCCUCCGCACCUUCAUCCAGCGGGUGAACGCCUCGCCCACCGGCCACGCCAAGGCCAAAGGAAAGAGCGGCGCGGUGCAGCCCCAGCCGGGCGCCGAAGGAGCUGCUGCCUGCCUGGUCGACCUGAUCACCUCCAGCCCCCAGUGCCUGCACAGCCUGGUGACCUGGGCACACGCCCACGCCGGGGGCUGCCCCUCAGCACCCAGCCUGCAGAGCGUCCUCUCCUCCGAGUACUGCGGCAUCAUCCGCGCCGUCUGGGGCUGCGGCCACGGCCACGACUACGUGAUGGACACGGACUCGGACUGUAGCUCCCUGCUGGUCGACAACGCCUUGUCUGUCAAACGGGAGUGGAACAAGAGCACAGCCCAGUGCUUGACUGACAAUGGGGCAGACAGUGCCGAGGCUGUUCCUGCUCCCAAAGCAAGGACGAGUCCCUGCCAGCAGCCUGUAAACAAAGAGACUGCGUUGGUGCUGCUGGAUGUGGAGAAUGAGCUGCUGCAGAACAGGGAUUCAUCUCACUCACAACUGGACAGUGAGACGUCCUGCCAGGAGAAAGCCCCGACGCAGCCUGUGUCCCCCCUGAGUGCUGCCCCAGGACAGUUGAGUGAGAAGCAGGUUCUGUCUGCAACAUCGGAUGAGCGGGUAAAAGACGAGUUCAGUGACCUUUCUGAGGGGGACUUCUUGAGUGACGAUGAAAAUGAGAAGAGAAAUGUGCAAUCUUCAGAUGACUCCUUCGAGCCUUACCCUGAGAAGAAGGUUUCUAGCAAGAAAAGUGACAGCAAAGAAACAAAGAAGGCAGAAGAGCCUAAAAUAAGGAAGAAGCCGGGGCCUAAGCCAGGCUGGAAAAAAAAAAUCAAAUGUGAAAGGGAGGAGCUGCCAACCAUCUACAAGUGUCCUUACCAGGGCUGCACAGCUGUCUACAGAGGGGCAGAUGGCAUGAAGAAACACAUCAAAGAGCACCACGAAGAGGUUCGGGAGAGGCCCUGUCCUCACCCUGGCUGCAACAAGGUGUUCAUGAUCGACCGGUACCUACAGCGCCACGUCAAGCUGAUCCACACAGAGGUACGGAAUUACAUCUGUGAUGAGUGCGGGCAGACCUUCAAGCAACGCAAACACCUCUCAGUCCACCAGAUGCGGCACUCGGGAGCAAAGCCCCUCCAGUGUGAGAUCUGCGGGUUCCAGUGCCGCCAGCGCGCGUCCCUCAAGUACCACAUGACCAAACACAAAGCUGAGACAGAGCUGGAGUUUGCCUGUGACCAGUGUGGGAAGCGCUUCGAGAAGGCCCAUAACCUUAAUGUCCACAUGUCCAUGGUGCACCCUCUGACCCAGACUCAGGACAAAGCCAAGCCACUGGAGCCAGAGCCCAUUCUCCUCCUCAGCACUUCAGGGACUUCAGAAAGCCAGGUAGUAAAGCCAGAAGUGACUGUGCAGCCGGAGCCCACCUGAAGGGGCCAGGGCUACUUUCCCAGUCCAGCCCUGUAGAAACUGUACGGCAGAGGAGAUGGUUCAUCUUCGUAUUAGUCUCCCAAGGAACUCAGUGGAAUUAGCUUCAGCUUGCUCAGAAAAGGCUUGUUCUCAUGCUGUGAUUCUCCGUGCUCACGUCCAAUUCAGCAGUGUCGUACUAAGAGUCUGUCUAAUCCCUGGAGAGGGGAUGUGGGGCAGCAAGCCCCUUGUCCCCCUUCUCCCCACACACACAGUGUCUAAACAAGGUUGGCCACAACCCUUCUCUGCCUACUCGAGCUGCUGCCUGGACAGAAGUGCCC
Chaetura pelagica (chimney swift) is the source of this 1838-nucleotide messenger RNA. It is a transcript of the gene ZNF276, whose product is annotated as zinc finger protein 276. Gene Ontology annotation, biological process: regulation of transcription by RNA polymerase II. The annotation marks the transcript as partial. The transcript has 10 exons. Lineage: Eukaryota; Metazoa; Chordata; Aves; Apodiformes; Apodidae. Gene Ontology annotation, molecular function: chromatin insulator sequence binding. The record is from RefSeq and is a predicted model, not a curated record. Gene Ontology annotation, cellular component: kinetochore; chromosome.